UAGCAUUAUGUGUAGCGGUAGCGCUAUGUUGGUGGUCUAGCUAGCUAGUAACGUUGCAAACAAAUCUGUUACCCUCACUUCACCCGCAAUAUUGCAACAAGAAAUUUACAAGAAAAAGGACGUGGUCUUUCUUCACACUAGCUUGACGCUCGUCAGGUCGACGGACGCUGCCUUGGAAACGACAUAAAUCCAGUCCACGCAGCUGUGUCGCGAGCAGGACCCAGAUUUCUACACUUCAAAGGCUUCCGCUCCUCAUCUUCCUCCUCCACCACCUCUCUCCAUCCAUCCAUCCAUCCGUCGAGCUGCGGACAUGGGCGUUCUGAAAUGAAAUGCAGAGCCGGAGAGAAGCAGAGAGAACCAUUUAAGUAAGCGAGAGAAGAAGGUGACAGAGACCGCAGCCAGGCAUAUAGACCAGCAUGCCGUUGGUGAAAAGGAACAUUGAGCCCCGGCACCUGUGCCGUGGGGCGUUGCCGGAUGGGGUGACCAGUGAACUGGAGUGUGUUACCAACAGCACCCUGGCAGCAAUCAUCAAACAGCUGGGUGGUCUGAGUCGCCAUGCAGAGGACAUUUUCGGAGAGCUGUUUAAUGAAGCCAACAGCUUCUACCUGAGGAUGAGCAGCCUGCAGGAAAGAGUGGACCAGCUGGCCGUGAAAGUCACCCAGCUCGACUCCACUGUGGAGGAAGUCUCCCUGCAGGAUAUUAACAUGAGGAAGGCCUUUAAGAGUAGCACCAUCCAGGACCAGCAGGUGGUGUCAAGGACCUCUGUUCCCAACCCUGUGGUGGAGAUGUACCAUCGCUGUGACAAACCACCUCCGCUCAACAUUCUCAGCCCCUACAGGGACGACAAGAAGGACGCAUUGAAGUUCUACACUGACCCCUCCUACUUCUUCAACCUUUGGAAGGAGAAGAUGCUGCAGGCCACCGAGGACAAACGCAAGGAGAAGAGACGGCAGAAGGGCUGUCCGGCCCACCCUGACAGGCCCCACUCCAGACAGGCCCCACCCAGGAGCCCCCUGUCCAUCUCUGAGCAUCAGAAGCAGGUUGAGGACCCGGGCAGAGAGGUGAAGAAGGUGCGUAAGGCUCGUAAUCGGCGUCAGGAGUGGAAUGUCCUGGCCCAGGACAAAGAGUUCAGACCAGAAGCCAGGCUCACCCCCUCCCCGUACCAUGGCAUGUCCUCAGAAGGCUCCCUGUCCCCUGAUAGCAGGUCAAUGGCGUCUGACUCCUACCCAGCAAGCCCCAACCACCCCUCCACCCAGGCCCCCAGCGCCGUCCACCCCACCGACCACACCAGGGACCACCUCAGCGCCGCAGCCCAGACCCAGUCGCUGGAUCGGAUCCUCAGGCCUCCCAACCAGCCCCCGGGAGCCGGAGGACCCGCGCCAGCAGGGCGACAUGCGGCCUCCCUGGGCAGGGCCCCAUCAGGACACGGGGUCCAGGCUGGGGGAGAUCCGACGGUUAACGGGCCGAGGCAGCAGUCGGUUAAGGAAUACCGGGCCGGGCACGGUUCCCAGACCCAACAUCUGGAUGUGGUACUAUAUCCCCCCCCUCCUCCCUCCCCCAACCAUCCCUCGGCCCAGACCGCCUUCGACUCCACUACGGCCCCGCCUUCCGCGGCCGCCUCCGCCAUCCCCCCCACCUCCUCCACCCUCACCCGUCCCUACUCCCCUUCCCCUCCUCCCCCGGCCAACUACGUGCCCUCCCCAUCCCACCCUCCUUCGGGUGCACCGCCGGCCGCCCCUCCCCCGCCGCCGCCGGGAGCCCCUACAGGCUACCACGCUCACCCGUCACCGCCGCACGCCGCUGUCGGCCAGUCGGCUGCGGAUGCGGCGCCCUCCACCAGGAAGUCCACCAUGCUGGGGAUGAUCCCGAUGAGCGACGCCCGCUCCGACCUGCUGGCCGCCAUACGUAGAGGCAUCCAGCUGAGGAAGGUGCAGGAGCAGAGGGAGCAGGAGGCGAAGAGGGAGCCAGUCGGCAACGACGUGGCCACCAUCCUGUCGCGCCGUAUUGCCGUGGAGUACAGCGAGUCGGACGACGACUCCGAGCUGGACGAGAACGAGUGGUCUGACUAAACAUUUGUCUAAAGGGUGACACAGGGGCACGGUGGGUGGGUGGCGAUCACUGGUAGGUAGGAGGGGGUGAAACAUUGGGACACUGAGGUGGAAAUGAAGGGGUUUGGUGAAUGUUCAUCCUUAAGUAUCUUAACAGAAAAAAAUGUGAUUCCAUCAUACAUUCAUACGUUCACACACAUGCUUGCAGCCUCUCGGAACAUUAUGCACUUCUACAGCAACAGGUUGGCAAUUUCGGCUUGCUCGGUUGCCCCUGACGACGUCUAUUCUUGAACUGAAACCCUAGAGGUUUGUGCGUCUAACCACCCAGGGUGCACGGCGCAAUAAACACUCAAACCAUUUCAACACCCACAACCACUAACACUCAGCUGCGAAAAAGAAAUGCGCCAUGCCACUUCUCCCUCCGUUCAUAUUUGAGUGAUAAUUAUGAUCAGUAUUACAGGUUGGGAGCCUGUAAUAACUGUUGUGAGGUGGGCCCCUGGUGAGUAAGGGGUCAAUGUGUUUACAAAGCACAUGGUAUAGCACAGCAAGAUAAAAACGAAUUAUAGUGCAAUCUUAACUUAUCUGCCAAAUGUUGAGAAUGGAAUUCAUGAAAACAAGUCAGGAAAAUUAGGGAAAAAAUAGAGAGGACACGAAACAGGCACACUCUCCAUCAGAGACUACACUGUCGUUUUGAGAGUUUGGUCACUUUAUUAGCCAGCAUGUGACAAUGGAAUCGGCACCAAAAUGAUCUUGUGGUAAUGAACUCUGGCUGGUGUGCAUGCUAACAGUUGAAUAUAUAUAGCAUGUUGCUAACUGCAUAAUUACUGUCAUAAUAAUGUCCUGCAGGGUAUUGGUUAAAGGUACAUAACAUCAGAGAUAGAACAAUGCUCUUUGGAGCUUCUUAAGAUUUUGUAAGUAGACCUCCUAUAUAAGUUGUAGCUUAAACAGGAGGUGAGCAAACAGCUGAAGACUUCGAUCCGGUGAUUUGUGAUGGACUUAAUGAAAUAGAUUCAGUUUACAGAGAUGGAUUUCCAAACACGACACGGAUUAAAAACCAACAACACCCAGUUUGGUUUGGUAAAAAUCUUCAUAUUUUGGAUAAUAUUCUCUACAUUUGCUUCCGACCUCUAAUUUUUUGACCACAGGUUUACUGUGAUGAAAAACCAUCGAUUCGCGAAUAGAAUUCAAAAUACAGACUUGUUUAUGUUAAUAAACCUUGAACUGCAUCAGAAAACAUUCAUAAUUUACAUGUAAUUGAUGUCUCUUGUUAGUCCGUUUUUAAUAAAAGACCUAAAUCAAUUAAGGGGUAAUAGCAAUUUCAAAAAUGUUUUUUUAUUUUAUUUUGGUAGCUAAGCAAUGAGUGUUUACAAUGUUGUUUGAGUUUUUAAUGUCUUGUAUAUUGUGUGUAGUGUAGGUCUUGAUUCAGUCCAUUGUUUGUUGACAUCAUAAUGUCUUUUUCAAGAGAGCCCUGUGAACAAGUAAACAUAUACUAUUCAGAAAACAUAAAUACAAGUAGCAUUCAAAAUGAUAAUGAUAUAAUAUUUAAAAAAUAUUUGAAAGAAAAGAUUUAAUUUUUAAACCUUUUUGUGAGGAUUGCAUUGUAUUCAAAAGCUACUCUGUUUCAUUUAAAGCUCUUUCAAAUGACCUGACAUUAUAAUUGCUGCACAUGCACCAACUAAAAGUAUCCGCAGGGAGAAAUGGGUUGCUGGUUCUCUUGUAAUGUUUUUGGGUAACCCUUUACUUGAAGGUAUCUACAUAAGAGUGACAUGACACUGUUAUGAACACAUGACACUGUCAUGACACAUGAACCCUAACCAUAACUUGUCAUGACAAAAAGCGAAUGACACUUACUAAAAGUGUUAGGUCAUAAACGUUUAUGACUUGUUUAUAAUGUUUGACACGUUCGUGACCGCGUCAUGUCACUCUCAUGUAGAUACCUUCACAUAAAGUGUAACCUGUUUUUGUUAAAGCGGUUCGAGCGACCAAACUCCCAUGACGUCAGUGUAGUCCUUGAACUCCCACCUUUAACAUCGUUAUAUACAGUAGUUCUCCCAUUGUGUAACGGCUGAAGCUGCGAUGAGAGACGCCACCCACCCACGUUUACGCUGGUUUUGGGAAAACAAGCGCCACCAGCUUUGUUGAACCAUCAUUCAGCCUCCAUAUCACAGCAUUGAACAAUAAAGCAAGCGAGCGUGCUUAUGCCAUUAUUUUUGUUUUAUUUUCUUAUUUUCUUUGCUCCUUUUGGUAGUCUUUCAUGACACGAAGCCUAACAUUUCAGCCAGUGACUGUGUGCUGUGGUAUUGUCUUAUAUAAACGCUUCCACACUUAACCACACAGCAGAUGCCGCACUCAGCUAAGCUUGUCAUCCUGACCCAGGGUCAAAGGUCAUGUCCACUCAGCACUGCUGUCUGUGGUGGCGUUGUGAACGCAGCCCCUGGACUAUACAUAAGUGUAAGAGACUUGCAACAGUAAUAUACAGUAAUAUUAUCUAUCUCUUUUCAGUAUAGGUUUGGCUAAUCCUCAGUAUGAGCUGAUUGGACUGUAGUGUUUUUAUAAUGUGUUUUUUUUUUCUUUUUAAAAUGUGCUGCAGUGAGUUGUUCACUUUGGUUUAUUUUAGGGUUUUCUACUCAAGGGCCAGGAUCCAGGUGCCGGAUAAAGCAGUUUAACUUGUGUUAGAGAAGCCAGUUAAAGGAUGAUUCUAAUUAUAUUUAGUUUUUACCGGAUACACCUGCUCCUAACCGCCUGAAUAUCCCAUUUAAAAAAAAAAAAAAAACAGGAUUCAAACUGCAUUUAA
Perca fluviatilis (European perch) is the source of this 4842-nucleotide messenger RNA. RefSeq lists its product as uncharacterized. Gene Ontology annotation, cellular component: cytoskeleton. Gene Ontology annotation, biological process: positive regulation of Arp2/3 complex-mediated actin nucleation; actin cytoskeleton organization. The record is from RefSeq and is a predicted model, not a curated record. Lineage: Eukaryota; Metazoa; Chordata; Actinopteri; Perciformes; Percidae. Gene Ontology annotation, molecular function: protein kinase A regulatory subunit binding; Arp2/3 complex binding; actin binding.